Messenger RNA from Talaromyces proteolyticus, 2475 nucleotides. Its product is annotated as phenylalanine ammonia-lyase. Gene Ontology annotation, molecular function: ammonia-lyase activity. Gene Ontology annotation, cellular component: cytoplasm. The transcript is spliced from 3 exons. The record is from RefSeq and is a predicted model, not a curated record. The coding region runs from base 292 to 2397 and encodes 701 amino acids. NCBI's taxonomy places the organism in Eukaryota, Fungi, Ascomycota, Eurotiomycetes, Eurotiales, Trichocomaceae. Gene Ontology annotation, biological process: L-phenylalanine catabolic process.
GUCUAAUUUACCUCGGUCUAAUCCUAUCAAAUUUUUAUUUUGGGAUAGUUGUUCUCUAAAACAUCCUGGGAUUAGAUAACUUACCCUUUGCCUAUUCUUGUAGCUGCCAUCCUACAUUCUGCACUAACAAUACUUAAAGGCUGUACACCCGCAUAGCAUUCAUUCACAGAAGCUUCCGAAAGCUCAAUCGCUAACACAUUCUUGUACUCCUCAAACAUAAUCAAAACCUCUCGAGACAUUGUCAACCCUUCCCCCUCGGUCUCUUCUGUUUUGAAACCUGACUCCGAGAAGAUGGACUCUUGUCACCAUGCACUACGAGUCUCCUCUCAGCGAAACAAGCUCUUGGCUACAUUUUAUACAAAUGACCAGAUCGAUCUUGACGGAUCAUCUUUGGAUAUUCCCAAGCUUAUAGCAACUGCCCGUUUCAGAAAAUCGGCUUCUAUUGAUAGGCUGCCCAAAGAUGCAGCCGACAAAAUUGAGCAGAGCAUUCAGUUUCUCAAAAAGGAACUUGGAAAAGGCCGCUCUGUGUAUGGGGUGACCACUGGCUUUGGAGGUAGCGCCGAUACCAACACAACCGCCAUAAAUACACUGCAAGUAGCUCUCCUACAGAUGCAGACAAGUGCUGUUCUUCCCACUCCUUCCCAAAGUCGAAUUGCCUCUACCAAUGGCCAUAUUCAUGCAGCCCUUUCAAUGCCCGAGGAUUGGGUUCGAGGUGCAAUGCUUGUGCGCUGUAACUCACUCCUCAGAGGACAUAGCGCGGUUCGCCUCGAUGUAAUCAAGACCCUUCUGAUACUUCUAGAAAAUGACGUUAUUCCCCUGAUUCCUCUUCGUGGAAGUAUAUCGGCGUCAGGUGAUCUAUGUCCACUUUCCUAUCUUGCAGGAACUUUGGAAGGGAAUCCAGAUGUGUACGUCUGGAUAGGACCAAGUACGGGCAGAGAGAUUGUAUCAUCUGACGUCGCACUUCGUCGACUCAACAUUAACCCAAUUCAAUUCGGACCUAAGGAGAUACUGGGGAUUCUCAAUGGAACGGCGGUUUCUGCAGCUGUAGCGUGUCUUGCUCAGCAUCAAGCAGACAACCUGAUCUUAUUGGCUCAAGUACUUACAUCAAUGGGCGUUGAAGCCCUUCAAGGUCGUCUCGAAAGUUUUGAUCCCUUCAUCGCCGAAGUGCGUCCUCACCCUGGUCAGAUAGAGGUAGCAACGAACAUUUCAACCUUUCUGAGAGGCUCUCUCCUAGCAAGAGGUCGAGCGGGGACAGUUCAUGAUGGUGGCCUACGGCAGGAUCGCUAUUCUCUCCGUACUGCUCCCCAAUGGCUUGGCCCAUACGUCGAAGAUCUUAUUUUAGCCCGUAAGCAACUUGAGAUUGAGCUCAACUCCACAACUGACAACCCUCUCCUCGAUGCGUCAGCCGAGAAAACACAUCACGGUGGAAACUUUCAGGCUGUAUCCAUAACCUCUUCUACCGAGAAGACACGCCUUGCUCUUCAGAUGAUCGGCAAAUUGAUCUUUGCACAAAGCUCGGAAUUGCUCAACGUACAUAUGAACAAUGGACUUCCUCCAAACCUAGCUGCUGAUGAGCCGAGUCUGAGUUUUACGUUCAAGGGUGUUGAUAUAAAUAUGGCGGCUUAUAUGUCAGAGCUUGCUUUCCUAGCCAAUCCAGUCAGUAGCCAUGUACAAAACGCGGAGAUGGCAAAUCAGGCAUUGAAUUCUUUAGCCUUGAUCUCGGCUCGAUAUACACAUAUGGCUCUAGAUGUGCUAUCGUUGAUGAGCUCGGCUUACCUCUACUCUCUUUGCCAAGCUCUAGAUCUUCGAGUCAUGAAUGCGAGAUUUCUUCAGCAGGCGAAGCCAGCUAUCGAAUAUCUAGUUCGCAAUGUAUUCGCUGAAUUACAGACGGACAUGGUGAAGACCCUUGUGUACACAACAUGGACGGCGAUCGAACAAGCCAUUGCUUCUACUGCCAUUAAAGACUCCUCUACCCGUUUCGUUGACGUUGCUCAGUCCACUCACACACCUUUGAUCUCGCAACUACCCCCAACUCCUUCAGCCCUCUUGCUCAUAACGACCUUCACCACCCGUGCUGCCAAGCUUCUCCAGUCUCUUUUCAUCAACAACCGCGCGGCCUAUAUGCUUGCCCCGGACGCUACGCCGUUCCUAGGGCUUACCUCAAAACGCAUGUACAAUUUCGUACGUAAGGAGCUUGGCGUCCCAUUCCAUCGCGGACUAGUGGAUCACCCAACCAACUCUACCGAUGAGGAGGAAAGAAAAAAGUUGAAGACGACGGGCGGACAAAUAAGUAUUAUUCAUGCCGCAUUGAUGGAGGAGAGGUUGAUGGAGCAGGUGGUCGGUUGUGUGAGUGAUGCUUUGAAUGGGGGAGAGGAUAGAGUCGCUGCGAUGCUUUAACUUUUAUUCAAGUAAUAAAGAUAGAAGUGGGUAAAGAAAUAGAACCGGGGGUGGUAGAAAUGAACAAUACUAAGAAGC